AAUAUUUCCGGCUUUUUUAUUUAAUUAAUAUCGCUAUUUAUGUCUAUAUCUUGAAAAGUUAUACAACGUAAAGCUACGUUUUCUGUUGAUUUAUGAUGAAUUACUACCGGUAUACAAAUUAAACGAAAUAAAUGCGGGACAAUUGCGUUGCGAAAAUAAGAUUUGGAGCGACGUGUGAAGAGAGGCAGAACUCGAUGAGACAGUAGGUCGAGAGCGCCCCGACGCCUCGCUUCGCUGACGUCGUUCCUGUAAUAGACGGGAGCGGGCACCUCCAGUAUCCCGCGUACACUGUGGCGGUCUAGCACGCGGUUGCAGGUGCAGGAACUAGUUCCGUAUCCUAUGGGAACCCGUGUUGCGACCGGGCGCGCACACAUCAUCAGCUGUUGCUUCAUCACACUUCCGAUUGCCGGACAAUAUGAAAUUUGUUAAAGCUGAAGAAACUAAAUCACCGCCCCGAUUUCGAGAUGAAGGAUCACAAUGCAUUUCCGUUCCCGAAAAUUCUAAUGUAACCCUAUCCGUUGAACUUUACGAGUUUACUGAUGAAAUCGAAAUAUCCUGGUCCAAGGAUGGAGGACCACCGAUUGUGCCAGAUACAAGACGCCGUCUGCGCGUCCAGAUGAACGCCAUCCAACUGGCACUGGAUAAUGUGCAUAAACAAGACGCGGGGAUGUACCGGGUUACGGCCCGGUCGCCCCACGGAUCCGCCACAAGGGACCUGGAACUGAGAAUAGGGUCGACGACGGACGGAGACGACGACGAACCGCCCGCUUUCCUUCGACGAUUGAACGAUUUAUCGGUUAAAGUCGGAACCAGGACCCGUUUCCUGGUUGAGAUUAGAAGUAGUUCCGAAUUAACGAUUGAAUGGUAUAAAAAUGAAGGGAAGGUGGAGGAAGGAGAGAGAUAUCGAUUUGUAAACGAAGGGGGUUUCCAUUGCGUAGACGUGGCACCGGUCACAGCUGAUGAUAAUGGACGAUGGACCUGCACCGCUAGAAAUGCAACGGGACAAGCCUCCAGCUCUUGCCAUCUCAACGUACUCGUACCGAAAUCCUACAAAGCCCCCGAGUUCCUGGAAGAGUUACGUGCUCUUCUCACCGAACAGGGCACCGUGUCGUUGGAGUGCAAGGUGGUGGGCGUACCGACGCCUCUGCUGCGCUGGUUCAAGGACGGCUCCGAAAUUAGGGCAGGCGAUGUCUUCGCCCUUACCGCCAAUCCGGAUGAUCCCACCUCUUUGGGCACCUACGUCUGUGAAGCGACCAACUGCAUGGGUCAGGCUUAUUCCAGCUCUAAAGUCACAGUUGUCGGAAAGGGAAGUCGAGAAGGAUCCCUUAAACCAGCAGACAGCCCUGUUCCCACCGGGCCUCCUCCAACAUUUAUUCGAGAUCUGCAAGACGAAGCCAUUAAAAUUGGCGAUCCCCUUUUAUUAAAUUGUCAAGUGUCGGUGCCACCUUGGCCUAAAUCUUUGUAUUGGUAUAACUCCGAAGGCAAAGUAGAGGAUGACGUGCCAGGUAGCAGGUACCGACAAAUGGCAGACGGUAUUGGAGGGUAUAUGUUAGAAGUAAAACCUACCGAAGCAGCCGAUCAGGGUGAAUGGAAGUGUGUUGCUACCAGUCAAGAUGGAGCUGUUUCAAUAUCCACUUGUGAAGUCAAGAUGACUAUCCCAAAACAUUUUCGAAAGCCUCGUUUUAUGGACACCUUAAAAGCAGUAUUGACCGAAGAAGGAUUAGUAUCAUUCGAGUGCAAAGUGGUGGGUUCACCCACUCCACUGCUCCGAUGGUUCAAAGAUGGACAAGAACUUAAACCAGGCGAUGUUUAUCAACUCACUGGUACCAACUCGUUGGGCUCGUACUGUUGUAUUGCAAGAAAUUGCAUGGGAGAAGCCAGAAGUUCUGCAGAGCUAACUGUGGAAGACAUUCAAAGUCAAUUGAAUGACGAAGAACGUGCUCAACUCAUCUCAAAGAGCCAGGCUCCUAAAUUUAUUCAAGGAUUGAAGAGUUGCGAAACCAAAAUCAACGAAUUCUUCAGAUUCACUGUUCAAGUGAGCGUCACCACACCAUUACCAAAUUUGGCUUGGUACCGGGACGAUCAACCGACUGACGCGGAACCAGAUAAGUACUUCACCAACCGCGAGAAUUUGGGCGUCUGCCACCUGGACAUAAGACAGGUGGAGUUUAACGACCAAGCUGAAUGGAAAUGUGUGGCCACCAACGAGUUCGGGCAUUCGGUUACAUCAUGUUUCUUAAAACUGAUUAUUCCGAAGCAUUUCAAGAAACCCAAGUUUUUGGAGUGUCUCCGUGCUGUGCUGUCCGAAGAAGGUGCCGUGAAUUUGGAGUGCAAAGUUAUUGGUGUGCCUCAGCCAGUGCUCAAGUGGUACAAGGAUGGAGUUGAGCUGAAACCAGGUGACAUUCACAGAAUCACAUCGGGAGAGGACGGUACUUGUUGCUUGGGUACUUAUACCUGUGAAGCUAGAAAUUGUAUGGGUACUGUAGCUAGUUCCGCGUCUUUGCUCGGAUUCGAGGAGCAAAAAACUAGAGCCCAACAACGAAUUGAAUUGUCGCGACAACCGUCCUUGUCUACGAUUCACGAAGAAAGAACUUCGCAAAUGUACGAUACAGCACAAGGCGAUCAAAGUUUAACCAUAGACGAUCGUGGGGAAGUGUCAUUCUCUUUUGACGGCAAAGAAGUCUCUGUAUCUUUGUACGAUACACCAGAUUUAACAGAAGAAGAAGCAAUACAAAUUGUAGAAAUGUAUGCAGACCAAUUGUCUGAACAUGUCUCAGAGCACAACAUCGUUGAACUUCCACCAUUACGAUUUGUCAAAGAAUCAUCAACCUCCGGUAAUCUUUUAGUAGACGCCGUCCUUGUAGACGUUUCAGAUGAAUUUUUCACGCCAGAAGACGAUUUGCGAACAGAAGCAGACGUAGAAGAAAUCUACUCGAUAACGGAUGAAACCGGACAACCUUUAUCAUCAAUCACUUCUGAAAGGCUUAAAAUAGACGUAGCCUCAGGAAGUGAUAAACCUAAACGACCCCCAAGAAAAUCUGAUUCACAGCAAAGUAAUUCUUACUACAGCCUCUCCAAAGCACCAUCGCAACAAUCGGAUGGUGCUGAAGAAAGUCUUGCUGGCGCCGCAGAGUUAGACAGUGAAUCAUAUGGCGACUUUGAAAGUGCUUUAAGCUCUGAAAAGAUCUUGGACGAAGAAAGGGCAUUCCAAGUUGCUGCUAUAACAGAAACAACAAGUUUACCAGGAGACGAGUUCGAAUCUAGAAGACCACUUACGCCUCAUACUUCCCACGAAAUUGGUUCAGAUUUGAGGGUGAACAGAAGUGAAAGCCAGGAAUUGAAAAAACGUGGCGAUAUAAUGAACAAAGGUUUGUCUGAAAAGGCCGCGAGUUUGGACUUGGAGAGCGCAUUUCAAAGAGAUUUACAAGGAGAAGAAGGAGAUGGUUUAGUUAUAGAUCCUGAUGUGGCUGCUGCCAGACAAUCAGAACUCAAGCAAGAAGAAAGUCGUAUAAUAAAAGAUUUAAGACUUAAUCUAGAUCAAAUUAUGAAUUCGCUUAACUUCGUAAACGAUCAAGUUCAGUCUUCGCAGAAAUCUGCUACAGCAGCCGAUACAAGUUUAGAAGUGUUGAAAAGUAUUUACCAACCUGUAAAAGAUAUACAAACAGUUUUUGAAAGUAUACAGCAAAAAGAAAGUGUAAGUGUUCCUGAAAUAUCAGCGGUUGAAUUAAUUGCUCCUCCAAUAUUCGACUUGCAAAAAAGCUUAUUGGUUGUAGAAAAAUGCUUAGAAAUGAAAGGAAAAGAACAUACACUCAUCCAAAAAACUUGUACCAACAUUUUGGAUACUGCUGGCGAUGAAAUACAAAAAGGGUUAACUUUAGUUGAAAAGAUCACUUUACUAGAGAAAGAGCUUGACUCCACCAAAGCAUCUGGAAGAAUGACACCCUCCAAAAUUAUACAGGAGGUGUGUAUUACAAUAAAAGAAAUGAGAAACCAAUUGGAUAAAGCUAAUUCUCUAUUGGAAGUCAAAGCGAAGCAACAGAAAGAAAGUCCUCCAACUUCUGAAUCGGAGCCGAUUGAACAGCAGUAUGAUGUCUUGCAGAGAAUUUUGGCACCUGCUCAGGAGUUGCAGUCUGCUUUGGAGAGUCUGGAAAAAACUGUUGCUUAUGAUGAAGGCAGCCAAGUAUAUUCUAAUUUAAGUGAUACAAUUUUAGAAAAGAUUACCGAUCCGAUAAAAUCAUUGGUGAAAGAAAUUAAAGUAACUGAGAAGCAAGCGUUGAGAUAUGCAGGAGAAAAAAGCUUCAAACAAGAAUUACGUCUGGCUUUGUUGGAGUCUGUGUGUGUUCCUAUUAAUGAACUGUCUAAAGGUUUAAAGGUCAUACAAAUACAAGAUCCUCAUGAUGCUCAUACUGGCAUGAUAAAUGUUCAUAUAUUAGAAUCUUUUGUUGCUCCUCUCGAAGAUAUUGUGAAGUCAGUUAACAAAAUUAAAGUUAGUGUUGUGCCUGAAGUUACAGAAGAACAAUCAAAAUUAUCUGAAACAGUUGUAAAAGAAGUGUUUGAUCAAGUACGUAAAAUCGUGUUGAGUAACAUGUCACAACUAACUGAGGAACUGCUUUUUAACAUAGAAUCAGCACAGAAAUCUAUUCAAGAUACGACAAUGUUGGAGGCCUUACGUCAACUAGCCACUUUACAAAAAGAUCUCGCUACAACUAUCAGUAAAGUUAUGCAAAUAACAACUGAAUCUAGUGUUAAAGCUAUAGAAAGUUUAGAUCAACCAAUCCAAAUGUUAAAUUCUUUAGUUAUGUCUUUGAGGCCUUCAAUGAACCGAGACGUAUUAGAUGACAUGAUUGCUUGUUUGAAUGUAUUGGAAGAUAGUGUUGUAGUAAAUGAAGAAACACUUCAAUCUAUGGACUUGUGUGUCAUAUUUUCCGUGUUAAAAGCAAGAACUUGCGAAGUCAAAGAAAAUAUUUGCGGCUUAACUGAAUAUGGAACUAUUCUUGAACCACUUACAGACGAUAGAAGUAACAUUGUGAUACUGGAAGAAACAAGUACAUCAACUGUACCACUAAAUCUCAUCCAAGAUACAAGACAAUCCGUUUCUUUGCUAGAAGAAUACAACACCGAUGAUGUUGUUAAAGAAAUUAUUCAGCCUCUUAUGCCAGCCAUACAAAACUUAUACGAAAUUACAAAUGAUGAAUUGCUUACUAAAGAAAAGCACGAACUAUCAGUCAACGAUAGAUUCAACCUCCAGAUCCACGUUAUUCCUUUAGAAAUGAUUGAAGAUAAAAUCAUCGAAGCUUUGGACACCCUUCUUUUAAAAGGCAAUUUUGAAGGCAAAGCAAACCUAAAAGAAAUGCUAGAACAUAUGCAAUACAAUGUGGCAGUAAUGCAUCAACAAAUCCUAGAUGAAGCUCAAUUCAUGGAAGAACUUCCACCUCUACCGUACGAAGAGUUGAAGAAAUGCAUAUAUUCUAUUCAAAAUCUUCCCGUUAUGUGCGAAGAUCACGCAUCUAAUGUACACCUGUCAACCUCUGAAACAAGAGACAUGAUCGAAAACGUUCAAGAAUUGGAAAGAUGUCUGGCUAGCCUUUAUGAUGCAGCCGUUGUUGAAGGGAUGAUGCACAUGCCGGAGGAGUUAUACCAACAAGCUUCAGAAGUUGUCGAAUGCGUUGAGAAAAUUAAAACUGGGCCGUUAUUUGAGCAAACUGAACAACCUAUUACCGGAGAAAUUAUAGCUGAAAUUAAAAAUCUUAGUAAACCUUUAGAGAAACUUGGGAAGGCAAUAACAGCUGUGCAAAUAACAGAAGAGAAGCGCCAUAUCAUAUUUGAUUCAAUUAAAAUACCAUUGAUUGAAAUCGCUGAGUUCAUUGAUGAAAUGGGCGAUCUACAUUUAAGAAAUGCUGUUUGGAGUUUACAGGAACCAUUAAGGAAUGCAAUUGAAAUUACUUCUUUGGAACAAACUAAUUACGAUAUAAAACCGGAUGACUACGAACAACUGGGACCCAUAGCAAUAAAUCUAGCAGAGUUGGGUACAAGAAUUGCUUUGCAGUUGAAUAUUAAAGAUUUUGCUUCUAUUGUAGACACUUUAAAUCCUAUACUGAAAUCACUGAUCGAGCAGUUGAAUAGUACAAAUUCUGAAGCUUUAAGACACAUUGUUUAUUCGUUACGACAAGUUGUCAAUUCAAUAAAUGAGAUUAUAAAUGAACCAACAUCUACACCAAACACUAUUACAGAAAUUGAUGAAAACCUCCCCGAAGAUGAAACGAGAGAAACUAAACAGAAAAUCUCGUCUGUUGAUAGUUUAGCAACGUCUGCUGAAAUUUUACCAAUUCCUACUGAAUCCGUAAAAGAAGAGACUACUUCUAAAACCGAAACAGUUUUGGAAGAAACAUUACCGACUGCUCAAGAAGUAACUCUCACUGAAGUUAAACAACAUGAAGAAGUAGUUUCUGAAACUGUUAGAGAAGUGGCAACGCCUAUUGCGCAAGAACCUCAAGUAAAGCGAGUGGAAGAAAGUUCUUCUAAAUCUGAGACUAUUGAACAGGAAAUUGUUCCAUUUGUACAAGAUGCUGAAAUCAAUACUGAAAUUAAAUCAAAGGAACAAGAAAUGUAUUCAAGUGGAGAAGAGUCAACAGAGACUCUAAAAGAAGAAAUUCUUCCUACAGCUCUCCUACAAGAAGAAAUAUCUGACCAAGACCAAGUGGCUCAACGAUCUGAAUUUACUUUAAGUGAUGAAACGAUACAUCAACAAGUAAAAGAUGAAGUUAUUUCAAUUCAAACAGCUGAAUUAGAAGAACAUUCUUUAAAAACCGAAUCUCAAAAUAGUCAAGCAACUCCAAGGGAUCAAGAAUUAAAUAAUUUAAAAGAAAAUAUUGCUUUUAUUGAAAAUAACUUUGAUAUAAUUGAAAGUAAACCCCUUAUCAAGCAUUUGAAAGAACAAUUACAGAGAGUGCAAAUUGAAAUUGUCCAAUCUAAAGUGGAAGAUGAUCAAAUUAAUCCGGUUUUACAUCAGCUAAAUGCUACAACAUCAAAAGUAUUUAAACUUCAAAGUGAAGAACAUGGAAUAGACAUAGAAGAGUUGAAGGAAACAGUUGACAAUAUUGAUAAAGCAAUUAGUGGUGCUCAUUUGGACUUUACAUUGGAAACAUCCCUUAAAGAAACUGUUAAGAUAUUAGAAAGUAUUGUUAAACCUAACAUCGACAUUUUUGAAAUUUAUUUCAAUCGUUUCAUGGAAAGUUGUAAAAAUUGUAAACUUAAACCACAUAAAAAAUUGCUGGUUACAGAACUUCAACACACACUACCUCUAAUUAGAUUAGAUAUCACUGAAAUUGGGUUUGUUGAAUUAAGUAAAGAUGAAGAUACUUUACUUCAGGAAACAGGGAAUCUAUUAGUUGUUUUGAACGACUUCCUACUAACUGAAGAAUUAAAGUCCAACAAUGUGAGGAGUCAUAUUACAGAAAUGUUACCAAUUUGUCAAAAAGUACCGGAUAGAAGUAUUUUAAGGAAUCUUAAACAAUUAGUAGUUAAAUCGUUGGCUACAAUGGAAAAGGUUAAGAAAGCGGAAGACGAAGAAAGGAAAGUUAAAAUGCAGAAUAUUGAAACUGUGGCAGAAUCUAUUCAAGGAUUGGCUUUAAGCAUUGCAAGUAUUAAAUAUGAGAGGGUCAGCAAAGAUUUGAUUAUUAAAUUGCAAAAGUCGCUGAAUCCCUUGCAAAUAGCCAUAAAUGAUUUGAUAGAAUAUCCAUUAACUGAUGGUGAUAUGAAAUUUUUGGAAAAUAUUACUAAAAUUUUCAACGAUUUAGAGGCUUAUGUAACUUCUAAAUUAGUAAUUCAAGAUCAAGAACCUAUUAUUCGCAAAGAAGAAAUUAUUUUCUUCUUGAAUAUUCUCAAUAAGGCAACUAAGAUUGUUGAUGAAAAAUCUCCAAUUAAACAGAUCACUAGUUUGCUUAAUACACUUGUUGAAAUAUUGCCUGAUGUAGCUCAACAAUUGGAAGCCAGUUUUGAGGAAAAAGUUAAAACUGAAAUGAUUGCAGAUGUUUUAAGAGAUCCUCUUAAUAAUUUAGACAAUUCGUUAAAAUUAGCCCUUGAUAAUGAAGGACAAAUAAUCGUGGAAAAAGUGAACGAUUCCUUGUAUGAAUUGAAGAACAACUUACAGGUAUAUUCUCAGAAAUGCAAAGAUGUGUUAACGGAAAAAGACAAAACGUUAAUUGCUGUUACUGAAGAGUACAUAAGUAAUAUAAUACAAGCAGUAAAUGACAAUAAAUAUGACGAAAUAGUUAACAAUAAUAACGUUUUCGAAGAUAUCAUACAAUAUCAUGAGUUACCUAUUUCAGCUGUAGCACAAAAUAUUCUUGAAUUUGGCAAACGAUUGGCAGAAGAGAAAUUUAAGGCUAAUAGAGAGUAUAAAAUUAUUCAAUCUAAAUCAAAAGAAGAUAAAUCAUCUAUUAUUGAAGAAGAAUUACCGAAACAACCUGACAGCAAGCCUGAAAUUGGGAGUGUUGUUGUUGAAGAGGUUCCUGUUGUGACUGAACUGUCUUCCAUUGUUAUUGAACCUACAUUUAAAGAAGAUGUUAGCGAAACACUGAUAGAAGUUGAAUUAGAAGCUGAACCAAGUCUUCACACAGAAACUAACCAAGAAAUAGGACAAAGUGGAGAAUUAGAAAAAAAAUCUUCAGCUACCGCUGUAGAGAUUGCUGAAGACAACAAACAAAUAAUUCAAAAGGAUUUAUUAGUAACUGAGUCACCACCAGAAACCAAACAAGUAGUGGAAGAUAUUUGUAAAGCUGGUCAAAGUGAAGGUUUAUAUGAGAAAUCAUCAGUUAUUGUUGAAGAUAUUGCUGAAAAGAAAAACUUAGAACAAGAACCUAAAUCAAAAAUAUCAGAUGCUGGAGCAUCUAAAGAAACAGAAGUACAACCAGUACAAGCAACGAAAGAGGAAGUUUUUAAAGUUAUUCAAAAUGAAGGAUUGGAAGACAAAUCAUCAAGUAGUGUCGAAGAUGCUCAAGUUGUCAAAACAAAAGAAGAUUACGAAGUGCCAAAAGAUGAAACAAAAAUAAAAAUGCAGGGAGAAGAAAUAGAAAUAGAACACAAAACUUCAGUAAUUGUCGGUCUAGAACAAACAACUUCAAAUGAUAAACUUGAAGAUGUUUCGGCUAUAAAAGGAGAUAUUCCAGUAAUUGAAUCUUUGAAAAAUCUUCAACGAGCUAUUUCAACUGUGGAUCAAGAAAUUCUAAGUAAGGAGAGGAAAGGAGCUUUAACAGAAUUGGAUAAAUCUGUAACAGCUAUCGAACAAGCUAUUAAGAUUGUAUUAAGCGACAUCGAUUUAAGUUCCGAAGAACAAGAGGUAAUGAAAAUUGCAGAUGAUACACUUAAUCAGUUAUCAAACUACAUUACAAUUUCUCACGAAGAAACUCCUGAAGUAUCUGUGCAGAAGGUUAAAUCACUUAUUGAAAUCUUGAGAUUAUCAAUUUUAGCUGUGCCAAAAUCAUCAAAAUUAAUAGAGGUCAUGGAACCUUUUGAAGAAACUGUUAAAAAUGCCAUUAAUUUGAUCGAGAAUAUACCUGUUCCAUCACAAUCUAAAGAAAAUUUGUUGAGCACCAUCAAAAUACUAGAAGAAAAAAUAAACGAUUUGAAAACAAGAAAGUUAUCAAAAGAACAAAUUUUAUCGGUGACUAAAGUAGACAAAGCUAUAAAGGAUGUGUAUAAUAAGUUGAAGGACUUGAAGAUUGAAAACGAGUCAGAAAAUCGUACAAUUACUGUCGCUAACAGUUGCGUUUUAGAAAUUGGAAAACUUAUUGACAAUUUUAAAACUAAGAAACGGGGUGCUCAUAAUUUCGAUGAGUUGGAUAAGAAAUAUAAGCAGUUUAUUGAAUCAUUAGGAAAGACUCCAAAACUGGCGGAAAUAAAUGAAUCUCUUAAGACUACAAUUGAACAAUUGAAAUCAAUAUUGCAAGCUGAAAAAUCAAUGACAUCAGCAAUAUCUGGAACAUUAUCAACUUUUCAAGAUACACUUCAUAAUUUGCAAGAUUUAUCAAACAGAGUUGAAAAUAGCUCUAGUAACAAAAUUUUGAAGAACAUGACUUCUGAGUUGCAAAGACCUGUCACAACUAUGCAAUUUAUUAGCGGUAGUGUUUUGGAAGAAAAGGUUGAUAAGAUUGGUACAGAUGAUCAUCACAUUCUAGAAGUUACUUUACAAUGUUUAUCCGGGCUGAUAGAUGUUAUAAAAGAUUUGGAAAAUUCUGUAGGCAAAGUCAAUUUGGAGGUAUUAGGUCAGAAUGCUGAAAAAUUAAGAACAAUAAUUGCCAGUAUAAAUCAGGAGUCGCUUGUGAAAGAUUUUGCUGAACCUCUGCAGGAUAUUUCACGUACAAUCGACAAAGGUUUGGAAAAAAUGAGGACUCUACAUUUAGAAGGACUGGAUAGAAAAAAAAUGGCUCUAAGUAAGCUAGAAAAGUCAUUCAUUAAAUUAGAAGAAUUAAUAGCACUGGAAUCUAGACAAAAGCCUGAAGAAGUCAAAUCCAUAAUUUUAAGAGAUCUCCAAAAACCAAUAAAAGCUAUUUUGGAGGAGAUUGUUCAAGAACAGGCAGAGAAUAUUCCAACAGAAAACAUAAGUUCAAUACAAAAUCUCGGUGAAGCUUUGACAAAUAUUCUUGAGAAUAUGAACGAUAAUUUAAGCCAGAAUUUGCAGAUACUCAAAGAAGACAUAUCCGAAUUAAUUAGUGCUAAUGAGGAAACGAAAGAAAUUAGUUCAGUUCAACAGCAAAUUGAACAGGCUGAAUCAAUGAACGUACAAUUAUCAGAACUGCAACAUGCUGUGGAUGUUUUGCAUUUGGCUGCUGCUCCUCCAAAAAUAAUUGAAAGCAUUGAGCCCUUAAGGAAUUUGAACAAUGCUGUCUUGAAUUUAUUAAACUUUGCAGUUGUUACAGAACAUUUACCAAAAGGACAUAUGAAUUUGUUUUCCAAAUUGGUUGAUCCUUUGGAGAAGUUACAAAUUAAAGUUAUGGAAUCAAUUAAUGCUAAAGUGGUAGACGAAGAAAUGGAAAUAAUUAAUUCAAUUGUGGAGUGUUUUAAUAAAAUUGCAGGAGAAUAUUCUGUUGAAGAAUUGAACAACGCCUCCUUUGAUAGUUAUGACGAAGUACUGUGUUCCUUACAGAAUAAGCUCAUUAGUGUCUGUAUGAGAGCCGUAUUAUCUGAGGGUGAGAAAUCUAUAUUGCAGAACAUGUUAAGUCCACUAGAAAAUAUUACCAAAACUAUAAUAAAAAUGCAUAAUGAAUUAUCAAAAAGAAUAAAAAUAGAAAAUACUAUUGUUAAAAUAAUGAAAGCUAACGAUUCGAUAGUUGACAAAACAACUAAUGUAAUAAAAAAGUAUCCCAAUUUGUUAACUUUGAAUGAAUUAAAAUUAUCAAUUGAGAAAUUUAAUUCUUCUUUAAAAUGUAAUAUAAAUGUUUACUAUGUACCAGAUUUGGUCAAAUCCCUGGAUUUGCAAUCUUUAUUAAUUGCCGCCGAUAACAAUUUACGCAAUAUUAAAGUUGACGAAGUUUCAAAUCUUGCAUCAAGUUUAGAAAUACUAAAAAAAUUAUGUGAAUCUUAUAUUGAAACACCUUAUGAGAAGUUAGACAUUAUUCAUUUAAUCAGCUUACUGGAAACACUUCAAGCAGUUAGCAGUUCAAUGCAAAUUCAAGAUGAACCUGAAAAAACUUCAGAAGUAUUUGCAUCUAUUAAAGAACCUCUUCAACUAUUUAAAUUACAGAUGAAUGAAUUGCAAACAUCGAUAAUUGAAGGGAAACCCCAGCCUCAACAAGCAAUUGUUUCAGUUUUAGAACUUAGAGAUACAAUUGCAACUCUGGAAAGUGCAAUUAAUCAAAUUCAACAUGAAUCAGCUGAAGCUAUUCAGGAUUCCAGUAUGCAAAAUAUUCAAGAAAUUGCCCAAAUUAAAAAUUCAUUUGAAAAAUUGGCGACUUUGGUUGUAACUGUCCAAACCAGCAUGUUUAAACCCGAAGUUUUAAAUAUAGACAAACAAGUAUUGCAUACUGUGGCAAUUUUAUUGAAAGAAACAGUCAAAUACAUUGAAUCAAAUCCUGAAGUACAAUUUGCUAAAGUUUUGAAUGUUCCAAUAAAGGCGUUGGUUGCUAAACUUGAAGAGUUUGACGGGGAAGAGCAGAUUGAACAAGUUGAUGUAAGUUCUAUCAGCGAUGUUUUGCAAUCGAUAGACGCACUAAAAGCUAACUGGAAUAAGUUAGUGGACGUUUGUAGUGGUAAAGUUCCUGAAAGUCUUAUGGACGAUCUUCUAGGUUCCGUUACUUAUUUACAAGACUCUUUCCACAACGUUAAAAAAUUAUUGAGCGGUAAAAUUUUAGUCAAUCUUACUGAGAAUGAAAAUAAUAUUGUUAGACAAUAUGGACGAGUUUUAUCUGAAGUAACUGAAUCUGUAACACCCCAAAACCUAAAUGAACAGUUAAUCAAAUUGAUAUCAGCUUCCAACAAUAUCUUGAGGAGUCAAGAAUUAUCCGUUUUAGAUUAUAUCAAUGAAUCUAUUAAAUUAACUGUUAUUAACGUGAAUAAUAUUAUUAAUUUAACAUCAGAACAAAAAGUGGAAAUUGAAGACAUUUCACAAAUAACAGUUCCAACUGAUAAAAAGCAAGUAUACCUUGAAACAAUGGAAUCAAUAUCUUUACCUGUAGAAUUAUUGAAACUAGAAGUUCAAUCUCUUCAAUCAGGAAUAAUGGAAAAGCCUCAUUGUGGAAUUUUAAGCAUUGUAAAAAUAAUAGAACCUCUGUCAUUAUUUGAGAAAUCUAUAAAAGAAAUUAUAUCUGUACCAAUUCCAAAAAGUACUGAGGAUAUAAAUGUAGAAACUAGUCAUAAAAUAAAAAAAUUAAUUGAACCUAUUACAAAAUUGAAUAAAUUGGUAAUUGCCAUUAAAGAAUCGGUGCAUAAGCCUGAGGUUCUUGAAAUAGAAGUUGAAUUUAAAAAUACUUUGUCUGUUCUCAAAUCUAAUAUCGAAGAAAUUACACCAAUUGUUCAUAAGUCAAUAACUCUUCAAAUUCUAUCCAAAUCCCUGGAAUCUUUAAAACUAUCUAUCGAAGAAAUGGAAAUAACUUUAGAUGACAAAGUGGAAAGCAAAGAAACCCUAGAAAAAGUAUUAGAACCCUUACAAAAAUCAACUAUGAAAAUAUCUGAAUCUGUUGAAGCUCUAAAAUUGCAAGUUGAAGAGCUUCAGACAAAACUGAAAGAUAAGCCUCAGCAAGGAAUAUUGACUAUUGCUGAAAUCAGUGAACCACUUUCUGUUAUUGAAGCAACAUUUAAACAAUUGGAAAGUGAACCUGAAAGGACUGCAGAAAUAUCUCCUGCUGCUUAUGAGAAAUUAGAAACGUUGAUACAACCUGUAGAGGAGCUAAAUAAAAUAAUGGUUGGUAUCACCGAAUCUGCUAUUCAUCCGGAAGUAUCUUUACCUACUAAACCUGAAGUUCAAAUUGCUUUAAGUUCCAUUAAGUCCACUAUUGAGCAAAUUGUGCCAGAGCUCCAAACUUCUCAUGCAUCUAUUAUAGUUCAACCUUUGGAAGUUUUGAGAGCUAAACUGGCUGAAAUCGAAGCUGGUUUAGAUAAAUCUUAUUCAGAAAAGUUAGAAAAGGAAUCAAUUAAGAAAAUAUCUGAACCUAUUGAAGCUUUAAAAUUGCAAGUUCAAGAGUUUCAAACAAAACUGAGCGACGAGCUUCAUCAAGGAAUAUUGACUAUUGCUGAAAUCAGUGAACCACUUUCUGUUGUUGAUGCAUCAUUUAAACAAUUGGAAAGUGAACCUGAAAAGGCUGGAGAAAUAUCUCCUGCUGUUUAUGAAAAAUUGGAAACGUUGAUACAACCUGUAAAGGAGCUAAGUAAAAUAAUGGUUGGUAUCACCGAAUCUGCUAUUCAUCCGGAAGUGACUUUAACUACUAAACCCGAAGUUCACAUUGCUUUAAGUGCCAUUAAGUCCACUAUUGAACAAAUUGUGCCAGAGCUCCAAACUUCUCAUGCAGCUAUUAUAGUUCAAUCUUUGGAAGUUUUGAGAGCUAAACUGGCUGAAAUCGAUGCUGGUUUAGAUAAAUCUUAUUCAGAAAAGUUAGAAAAGAAAUCAAUUAAGAAAAUAUCUGAACCUAUUGAAGCUUUAAAAUUGCAAGUUCAAGAGCUUCAAACAAAACUGAGCGACGAGCUUCAUCAAGGAAUAUUGACUAUUGCUGAAAUCAGUGAACCACUUUCUGUUGUUGAUGCAUCAUUUAAACAAUUGGAAAGUGAACCUGAAAAGGCUGGAGAAAUAUCUCCUGCUGUUUAUGAAAAAUUAGAAACGUUGAUACAACCUGUAAAGGAGCUAAGUAAAAUAAUGGUUGGUAUCACCGAAUCUGCUAUUCAUCCGGAAGUAUCUUUACCUACUAAACCUGAAUUUCAAACUGCUUUAAGUUCCAUUAAGUCCACUAUUGAACAAAUUGUGCCAGAGCUCCAAACUCCUCAUGCUGCUAAUAUAGUUCAACCUUUGGAAAUUUUGAGAGCUAAACUGGCUGAAAUCGAAGUUGGUUUAAAUAAAUCCUAUUCAGAAAAGUUAGAAAAGGAAUCAAUUAAGAAAAUAUCUGAACCUAUUGAAGCUUUAAAAUUACAAGUUCAAGAUCUUCAAACAAAACUGAGCGAGAAGCCUCAGGAAGGAAUAUUGACUAUUGUUGAAAUCAGUGAACCACUUUCUGUUGUUGAAGCAUCAUUUAAACAAUUGGAAAGUGAACCUGAAAGGGCUGCAGAAAUAUCUCCUGCUGCUUAUGAAAAAUUAGAAACGUUGAUACAACCUGUAGAGGAGCUAAAUAAAAUAAUGGUUGGUAUUACCGAAUCUGCUAUUCAUCCGGAAGUGUCUUUACCUACUAAACCCGAAGUUCAAACUGCUUUAAGUGCCAUUAAGUCCACUAUUGAACAAAUUGUGCCAGAGCUCCAAACUCCUCAUGCUGCUAAUAUAGUUCAACCUUUGGAAAUUUUGAGAGCUAAACUGGCUGAAAUCGAAGUUGGUUUAAAUAAAUCCUAUUCAGAAAAGUUAGAAAAGGAAUCAAUUAAGAAAAUAUCUGAACCUAUUGAAGCUUUAAAAUUACAAGUUCAAGAUCUUCAAACAAAACUGAGCGAGAAGCCUCAGGAAGGAAUAUUGACUAUUGUUGAAAUCAGUGAACCACUUUCUGUUGUUGAAGCAUCAUUUAAACAAUUGGAAAGUGAACCUGAAAGGGCUGCAGAAAUAUCUCCUGCUGCUUAUGAAAAAUUAGAAACGUUGAUACAACCUGUAGAGGAGCUAAAUAAAAUAAUGGUUGGUAUUACCGAAUCUGCUAUUCAUCCGGAAGUGUCUUUACCUACUAAACCCGAAGUUCACAUUGCUUUAAGUGCCAUUAAGUCCACUAUUGAACAAAUUGUGCCAGAGCUCCAAACUUCUCAUGCAGCUAUUAUAGUUCAAUCUUUGGAAGUUUUGAGAGCUAAACUGGCUGAAAUCGAUGCUGGUUUAGAUAAAUCUUAUUCAGAAAAGUUAGAAAAGAAAUCAAUUAAGAAAAUAUCUGAACCUAUUGAAGCUUUAAAAUUGCAAGUUCAAGAGCUUCAAACAAAACUGAGCGACGAGCUUCAUCAAGGAAUAUUGACUAUUGCUGAAAUCAGUGAACCACUUUCUGUUGUUGAUGCAUCAUUUAAACAAUUGGAAAGUGAACCUGAAAAGGCUGGAGAAAUAUCUCCUGCUGUUUAUGAAAAAUUAGAAACGUUGAUACAACCUGUAAAGGAGCUAAGUAAAAUAAUGGUUGGUAUCACCGAAUCUGCUAUUCAUCCGGAAGUAUCUUUACCUACUAAACCUGAAUUUCAAACUGCUUUAAGUUCCAUUAAGUCCACUAUUGAACAAAUUGUGCCAGAGCUCCAAACUCCUCAUGCUGCUAAUAUAGUUCAACCUUUGGAAAUUUUGAGAGCUAAACUGGCUGAAAUCGAAGUUGGUUUAAAUAAAUCCUAUUCAGAAAAGUUAGAAAAGGAAUCAAUUAAGAAAAUAUCUGAACCUAUUGAAGCUUUAAAAUUACAAGUUCAAGAUCUUCAAACAAAACUGAGCGAGAAGCCUCAGGAAGGAAUAUUGACUAUUGUUGAAAUCAGUGAACCACUUUCUGUUGUUGAAGCAUCAUUUAAACAAUUGGAAAGUGAACCUGAAAGGGCUGCAGAUAUAUCUCCUGCUGCUUAUGAAAAAUUAGAAACGUUGAUACAACCUGUAGAGGAGCUAAAUAAAAUAAUGGUUGGUAUUACCGAAUCUGCUAUUCAUCCGGAAGUGUCUUUACCUACUAAACCCGAAGUUCAAACUGCUUUAAGUGCCAUUAAGUCCACUAUUGAACAAAUUGUGCCAGAGCUCCAAACUCCUCAUGCUGCUAAUAUAGUUCAACCUUUGGAAAUUUUGAGAGCUAAACUGGCUGAAAUCGAAGUUGGUUUAAAUAAAUCCUAUUCAGAAAAGUUAGAAAAGGAAUCAAUUAAGAAAAUAUCUGAACCUAUUGAAGCUUUAAAAUUACAAGUUCAAGAUCUUCAAACAAAACUGAGCGAGAAGCCUCAGGAAGGAAUAUUGACUAUUGUUGAAAUCAGUGAACCACUUUCUGUUGUUGAAGCAUCAUUUAAACAAUUGGAAAGUGAACCUGAAAGGGCUGCAGAAAUAUCUCCUGCUGCUUAUGAAAAAUUAGAAACGUUGAUACAACCUGUAGAGGAGCUAAAUAAAAUAAUGGUUGGUAUUACCGAAUCUGCUAUUCAUCCGGAAGUGUCUUUACCUACUAAACCCGAAGUUCAAACUGCUUUAAGUGCCAUUAAGUCCACUAUUGAACAAAUUGUGCCAGAGCUCCAAACUCCUCAUGCAGCUAAUAUAGUCCAACCUUUAGAAGUUUUAAGAGCUAAAGUGACUGAAAUUGAAUCUGGUUUAAUAGAAAUAUGCCAAAAUGAAGCUAAAAAUGAUAUUAAAGUCAUAUCUGAGCAUUUACGUAUCCUAAAAUUUGGCGCUCAAGCUUUGCAAGAAAAAUUAACUAAUACCACUCAACAAGGUGUUUUAUCAGUUGUUCAACUUAUCAAGCCUCUUGAACACCUUGAAUCUUCAAUUCAAGAUUUGGAAGCUUCGGAAGAUAUACAUAAUAUUUCUAGAGAAACUUUAGAAAAACUGCUCCGUUUAGUGGAACCUAGCAAAAAAAUAAGCGCAUUGAUAGUCAAAAUACAGGAGACUGAUUUUAAGACAGAACUACUAAACGCACAACGCCCUGAAAUUAAGCAAGCUUUGAACACAUUAAAAAUUAACGCUGAAACACUUGUUGGUAUUUCCCUAGAGUCCAAAUGCAUUCAAAUACUCUCUCACUCAUUGAUAACACUAAUUGCUACUAUAACUAAAAUUGUAAAUAAUUUAGAAAAAACGACGUCAGAAGAAGUAGGAAGGAAUGACAUUCAAGCAAUUAAGCAACUUUUGGAACCCAUAAAAACACUAACAUUAGAAUCUAAAGCCCUACAAACUCAAAUAAUGGACAAACCUCAAACAGGUAUUUUUGUUAUUACUGAAAUUAAUGAACCUCUUUCUAUGCUUGAAGCUUCCAUAGUAGAAUUAGAAAAUAAUUUGCCUGAAAAUGUAAAAGACAUAACAAAAGAAGAAUUGCAAGAAUUGCAUGGUUUCGCAGAAUGUGUCCAACAGUUAAAAUUGUUAGUGGUUAACGCUAAAGAAGCAGAUACUAAAACAGAAACUCUAAAAGUAGAAUUACCAGAAAUUAAAAAAGUUUUAGUUGCAAAUAAAUGUAGCAUUGAAAAGAUUAUGCCUAUAGUGGAAACUUCGAACUUGCAAAGUAUUUCUAGACCUUUGCAAGCAAUGAAGACAAAAUUAACUGAUAUUGAAUCAAGUUUGAAGAUUAUAGGAAGCCAAGGUCGCUUGGAGAAAAUAACUGAACCAAUAAAUGAGUUGCAAACAGAAAUGCGAAAAUUAAAAACUAUAACGUUGGAUACAACUCAACAGGGUGUUUUAUCUUUAGUUGCAUUAAGCGAUCCUUUAUCACUAUUAGGUGCAUCAAUUACAGAAAUAAGUUCCGAAAAAGUUGAAGACAUAUUUUCUGAAUGUUACGAUUAUGUUGAUCUUUUAAUCGAGCCUCUUAAAAAAUUAAACAAUAUCAUUGUAACCAUCAAUGAAUCAGUUACCAAACCUAAGAUAAUAGAAAAGCAAAUGUCGGAGACUAAACAAGCUUUAGCCGCAUUGAAAUUAUCAAUCCAACAAAUUUUACAACCAAUUACUAGAUCACAACAAAUGAAAAUAAUUUCAAAUUCUUUAGUUACAUUAGAAGCUAAAAUAUUUGAGAUCGACCAAACUUUAGAUACCAAAAUAGAAGAAAAACAAUCUGUAGCAAAAUUAAAACUGGUUUCAGAGCCAAUACAAAUUUUAAAAUUAGAGAUUCAAGCUUUAUAUUCCCAAACAAAGGACUUGUCAUUACAAAGUAUAUCAAAAGUAACUGAAAUUAUUAAUCCUCUUCAAGAAUUGGAAAAUUCAUUGAAACAAGUUGAAGAAAUUGCGACACAAGAUGUGGUGCAGUUAGAAAAACUGAUUCCACCUGUUCAGACUUUGAGUAAGGAAGUGGUACACAUAAGUCAAUUAAUAACAAAAUCAGAAAAUUUAAAACCAACUUCUGAAAUAAAGAAUGCUGUACGUUCCCUUAAAUUAUGCAUUGAAGAAAUUUUGCCGGUCGUACAAUCCUCUGAGGCUAUUAAGAUUGUUGCACUUCCAUUAGAAACUCUUAAAACUAAAAUAAGUGAUAUUGAGGAAGAGAUGACAAAGGAAAUGAUUCAGAAGAAACCAAGAAAAGAUUUGGAAGCUAUUAAAUGUAUUUCUCAUCAAAUUCACAUCAUUAAAGAAAAGACCCAAGCACUUCGAUCAAAUUUGGGUGAUACCCCACAAAAAGGAAUACUAUCAAUUAUCGAAAUUACUGAACCUUUAGCAUUGGUCGAAACCACUCUGGAAGAGUUAGUCAGUGCAAACAUGGGUGACAGUAUGGAGGAUAUUUCUGCUGAAAACUGCGAAAAAAUAAAGAAUUUUGUUAAACCUCUACAAAAAUUAAAUGAAAUCAUAAUAAAAAUUAAAGAUGAAGCAUCUAAACCAGAACUUAUUUCUACAGAUGUUCAAGAAAUGCAAGCAGCUUUAGCAGAUGUAAAACUAGCCAUUGGGGAAAUUGUACCAAUUGCACAAAAGUCUACUGCAAUUAAGAUUAUUUCAAGUCCUUUGGAAGUUCUCAAGGCUAAAAUAAUUACCAUUGAAGCCAAUUUGAUUAAAAAACCUUCGAAGAAACAACCAAGAAAAGAUAUGGAAGCAGUAAAAUGCAUUUCCGAACCAAUUAAACUUCUUAGAUUGGAAUCUCAAGCAUUGCAAACACAAUUAGGUGACAAACUUCAAACGGGCAUACUUUCGGUUGUUAAAAUUAAUGAACCUUUAGAAAUAAUGGAAUCUGCUUUGAAACAGUUCGAAAGUACUGAAGUAUCUGAAAAUGUAGAAGAUAUUUCUACUGAAAUCUUUGAUAAACUGAAGGGUUUGGUAGAACCUCUACAGAUAUUGAAUAAAAUCAUUGUAAAUAUUCAAAAUGUAGUUUCUAAGCCUGAAACUGUUUCUAAAGAAAUUCCAGAAUUAAAAACGGCUUUAUCAGCAGUAAAAGGAGUUAUUCAAGAAAUUAUAUCAAUUACUCAAAAACCCAAAGCAAUUGAGAUUAUUUCGAAUCCAUUAGAAGCACUUAAAGCUAAAAUCAUCAACAUUGAAGAAGAGUUAGUUAAAAAACCAGCGGAGAAAAAGCUUAGGAAAGAUUUGGAAGCAGCAAAAUGUAUUUCUGAAUCGAUUCACAUUCUCAAAUUAGAAUCUCAAGCAUUGCAAACUCAACUGGGUGACAAACCACAAAAAGGCUUAUUGUCUCUGGCAGAAAUCUGUGAACCUGUAAGAGUAAUGGAAGCUUCUUUGAAACAGUUGGAAAGUACUGAAGUAUCUGAAAAUGUAGAAGAUAUUUCUGCUGAAAACUUUGAUAAAUUAAUGGGUUUGGUGAGGCCACUACAAAAAUUGAACAAAAUCGUUGUAAAUAUUCAAAGUGUAGCUUCUAAGCCUGAAAUGGUUUCUAAAGAAAUACCAGAAUUAAAAACAGCUUUAUCAACACUAAAAGAAGUCAUUGAAGAAAUUGUACCAAUUACUCAAAAAUCCAAAGCAAUUGAGAUUGUUUCGAAUCCACUAGAAGCACUUAAAGUUAAAAUCAUCAACAUUGAAGAAGAGUUAGUUAAAAAACCAUCGGAGAAAAAGCUUAGGAAAGAUUUGGAAGCAGCAAAAUGUAUUUCUGAAUCGAUUCAAAUCCUUAAAUUAGAAUCUCAAGCAUUGCAGACUCAACUAGGUGACAAACCACAAAAAGGCUUAUUGUCUCUGGCACAAAUCUAUGAACCUGUAACUGUAUUGGAAGCUUCUUUGAAUCAGUUGGAAUGUAGUGAAGUAUCUGAAAAUGUAGAAGAUAUUUCUGCUGAAAACUUUGAUAAAUUAAUGGGUUUGGUUAGGCCACUACAGAAAUUGAACAAAAUCGUUGUAAAUAUUCAAAGUGUAGCUUCUAAGUCUGAAAUUGUUUCUAAAGAACUACCAGAAUUAAAAACAGCUUUAUCAGGACUAAAAGAAGUCAUUGAAGAAAUUGUACCAAUUACUCAAAAAUCCAAAGCAAUUGAGAUUGUUUCGAAUCCAUUAGAAGCACUUAAAGCUAAAAUCAUCAACAUUGAAGAAGAGUUACUUAAAAAACCAGCGGAGAAAAAGCUUAGGAAAGAUUUAGAAGCAGCAAAAUGUAUUUCUGAAUCGAUUCAAAUCCUCAAAUUAGAAUCUCAAGUACUACAAAGUCAACUGGGUGACAAACCUCAAAAAGGCUUAUUGUCUCUGGCAGAAAUCUGUGAACCUGUAACAGUAGUGGAAGCUUCUUUGAAACAGUUGGAAAGUACUGAAGUACCUGAAAAUGUAGAAGAUAUUUCUGCUGAAAACUUCGAUAAACUAAAGUGUUUGGUUGAGCCACUACAGAAAUUGAAUAAACUCGUUGUAAAUAUUCAAAGUGUAGCUUCUAAGCCUGAAAUUGUUUCUAAAGAAAUACCAGAAUUAAAAACAGCUUUAUCGGCAGUAAAAGAAGUUAUCGAAGAAAUUGUACCAAUUACUCAAAAAUCCAAAGCAAUUGAAAUUAUUUCGAAUCCAUUAGAAGCACUUAAAGCUAAAAUCAUCAACAUUGGGGAAGAUUUUGGCAAAGCACCAACGGACAAAAAGCUUAGGAAAGAUUUAGAAGCAGCAAAAUGUAUUUCUGAAUCGAUUCAAAUCCUCAAAUUAGAAUCUCAAGUACUACAAACUCAACUGGGUGACAAACCUCAAAAAGGCUUAUUGUCUCUGGCAGAAAUUUGUGAACCUGUAACAGUAGUGGAAGCUUCUUUGAAACAGUUGGAAAGUACUGAAAUACCUGAAAAUUUAGAAGAUAUUUCUGCUGAAAACUUCGAUAAACUAAAGAGUUUGGUUGAGCCACUACAGAAAUUGAAUAAAAUCGUUGUAAAUAUUCAAGGUGUAGCUUCUAAGCCUGAAAUUGUUUCUAAAGAAAUACCAGAAUUAAAAACAGCUUUAUCGGCAGUAAAAGAAGUCAUUGAAGAGAUUGUACCAAUUGCUCAAAAAUCCAAGGCAAUUGAAAUUAUUUCUAAUCCUUUAGAAGCAUUAAAAGAUAAGAUCAGCAAUAUUGAGAAAGAGUUAGUUGAAAAACAACCACAGAAGAAGUAUAGAAAGGACUUGGAAUUUCUUAAAUGCAUUUUGGAGCCAGUUCAAAUCCUUAAAUUGGAAUCUCAAGCAUUGCAAAUGCAAUUGGGUAACAAGCCACAAAAAGGUAUAUUGUCUGUUGUUGAAAUUAGUGAACCUUUAGCAAUAGUAGAAGCUUCUUUGAAACGGUUGGAAAGUAUUGAAGUAUCUGCAAAUGUAGAAGAUAUUUCUGAUGAAAACUUUGAUAAAUUAAAGGGUUUAGUUGAGCCACUACAGAAAUUGACUAAAAUCGUUGUAAAUAUUCAAAGUAUAGCUUCUAAGCCUGAAAUUGUUUCUAAAGAAAUUCCAGAAUUAAAAACAGCUUUAUCAGCAAUAAGAGUAGUCAUUGAAGAAAUUGUACCAGUUACUCAAAAAUUCAAAGCAAUUGAAAUUAUUUCGAAUCCUUUAGAAAAUCUCAAAGCCAAAAUUAAUAAUAUCGAAGAAUUAUUAGAAAGGCCCGAGGAGAAAAAAACAAGAAAAGACUUGGACGCACUGAAAUCCAUUAAUAAAUCUAUUAAUUUGCUUAAAUCAGAAUGUCAAACUCUACAAUCACAAUUAGAAGAUAAGUCUCAGAAAGUUAUAAAGAGUCUAGCUGAUAUAAGUCAACCUCUUUCUUUAUUUGAAGCAUCUAUAAAACAUAUUGAAGAAAAUACGACACUAGAAAGUAAAGACGACAUUUCAAGGGAUGAUCAUGAAAUAAUUUGUAGUAUGAUCGAACCAAUUAACUCGUUAUGUAAAGUAAUUGGUAAAAUCAAUUUAGGUAGACAACAGCUAGGAUUAUUUAGUAAAGAAGCCCCUGAAGUUAAAAGGACUUUAGCUGCUGUAAGAGAUAGCCUAGAAGUCAUAGAACCUGUUGUACAGAAAUCUAAAUCUCUUCAACCUCUUUCUAAACCUCUAACAACACUCAAGGUUAAAAUAAAUAAUAUAGAAAAAAGCACAAAAACGUUUGAAGAUAAUCUCGCCAAAGUUAAAGCCGCUUUCUGUGCGUUACAAGAAAACUGUAAAUUUUUACACAAUCAGUCUAAAGAAAUUGGAACAUCAAUCGCCUAUGAAAAAUUGUUUAAAUUACAUGAACUAGCAUUCGAAAUAAUAGAAAUCUUAAAUAUUGACGAAGUGUCUUACGAUGAAAUUGUGAAUUUGCUUAGUGUAACCAGACCUAUAAUGAAAGUUGUAAAUAUAUUAAUAAAUUUAAUUGAUAAAAUUAAAGACAACGAACUGCUACUUAAUGAAACAUUAGAAAUAACAGAAAAUCUUAAAAUUCUGAACGACUCUUUAAAAGAUACUCCAAAAGAUUCGAAAAGGUUUUUCGAAAAAAUACAACAUUUCCAAAAUUAUAUUAACGAAGUCAUAAAUCAAUUCGAAACAGAACAAACUCCAACGUUAACAUCACAUUCCCUAAAAUACAUAACAACACCAUUCUCCCAAUUGAACGAUGAAAUGAAACUGUUUAUGAAAAGCUGUUCCAUCUUACCAGAACCAUCUAGAUGUCUAUCAAGUCUUGAGUCUGAAUUAGAUGAAAUAAUUAUUUCAUUUUAUAAAUUAGAAAACACUAUUAAUAUUGGUGAAUUAGAUUUAAAAGAAACAACACCCAAAUACGAAUCUCUUUUAACCCCAGUUGAAGAUAGUUUAGUAGAGAUGGUGAAGAUUAAUUCAGUAUUAGAAGGACAAAGCACAUACAAUGUAACAUCAGCAAGGAAUGUUAUGAUGAACUUGAAACAAACCGUGGAUGCUGUUCUUUUGAAUAAAUUUGAUUCUGUAAAGGAAGGUGCAAUAUUUAAUGCCUUAAAACAUUUAUCACAAAAACUUGAUGAGAUUAUUAACAAGUUGGAAACCACCGUAAAGACAGAAAAACUGGAUCAGUUUAAGCAACAUCUAAUGCCACUGAAGUUGGUUACAGAAGAAAUAAUUUCAAUUGGAAACGAAAUAAAAAUAUUGGAAGAAAAGCCUACCCCUUUAUUUGGACUAAAUUUCUUGAAAUCACCACUUGAAAGUGUUAUUAAAAAAUGUGAAAAGUCGAUAGAUUCGCAGAAAAAUGUAAAUGAAAUUGAAAAUCUUUUAAAACACUUAUCAGAACCAUCUAAAAAAUUACAAAAAUGUUUGGUUGCAAUUAAAUCUUUAAUGUCUAGUAUUGAAUUAUUAAGAUCGGAAGCUCCUAUUUUAUCUGCAAUUUUGAGAAGUUUUCAAGAUUCUUUGUUGGUUAAUCAAAUACAAUCAGAUAUUGAAAAUGCCAACUUAUGUGAAGAAUGCAAAACAUUAUCGAAUGAAAUAGAUAAUACUAUUAAGGCACUUCAGAUGAUCAGAAAAGACUAUAGUUCUAUAAAUGAAUUGAAUAUUACUUUAGAUGAUGUGAAACAGAAAUUAUGUAAUAUAAAAAUAAACCAAAUUAAAUUUUUGAAAGAAAAUAAUAUCCUUAUUCAUUUGAUCCCAUUGGAAGAAGCAACAGAUCAACUGAAAGACAAUUUAAUAACUGCAUCAGAAAUUGGUGAUAAUGUUAAUGACUUUUCUGAUCAAUAUUAUAAAAAAAUUAUGAACUUAAAGGAACAAAUUAUAAGUUUUACAAAUAAUUUGAAUCAACCUAGAUCUGAAAAUGUGAAUGAGAAAUUGCUAGAUACUUUAGUAGCCGUGGAAAAGGCAUUAGAUUAUAUAGGAAGCUCUGUAUCAGUAAAUGAAAAAGUAGAAAUAAUGUUGCAGUCGUUCAGUAUUUAUGCUGAAAGAAUUAGAGGUGUUAUUUGUCAAAUUGAAAAAACUGAAGAAAUUGGAAUAAUCGAUGAAAAUAAAUUAGAAGAGGAUGUUGAAGAAAAGAAAACAGAAGGGAAUGUCAAAGACGAAGAGGAUAAGAAACAAAAAGAAGAAGCUGAAAAGAAUAAGAAAGAAGAGGCAAAAUUAAAAUUGAAGGAAGAAACUGAGAAAAAACAAAAAGAGGAAGAAGAGAAGAAAGCAAAGCAAGAGUCCGACAAGAAGAAAGAGGAAGUUGAACAAAAGCAAAAAGAACAAGAAAUGAAACAAAAAGAAAAAACUGAAAAGAAAGCGAAAGAGGAGGAAGAAUUAAAAACAAAGGAAAAAGCUGAUAAAAAACAAAAGGAAGACGCAGGUAAGAAGAAAAAGGAGACUGAACAAAAGAAGAAAGAAGAACUAAAACCAAAGGCAGAAUCUGAAAAUAAAGGUAAGGAGGAGGUAGAAUUAAAAGCCAAAAAGGCAAAGGAGGAAGCUGAGAAAAAACAAAAAGAGGAGGAAGAGGAGAAAACAAAAGAAGAAUCUGAAAAGAAGAAGAAGGAAGCUGAACAAAAGCUGAAAGAAGAAGAACUGAAACAAAAAGCAGAAAUGGAAAAGAAAGCGAAAGAGGAAACUGAAUUAAAAGUAAAGAAAGAAGCUGAGAUAAAACAAAAAGAAGAUGAAGAGAAAAUGGCACAGGAAGAGUUUGACAAGAAGAAAAAGGACAUUGAACAAAAGCAGAAAGAUGAAGAACUGAAACAAAAAGCGGAAAUUGAAAAGAAAGCUAAAGAGGAGGUGGAAUUAAAAGGAAAGGAAGAAGCUGAUAAAAAACAAAUGGAAGACGCAGAUAAAAAGAAAAAGAAGACUGAACAAAGGAAGAAAGAAGAAGACUUAAAACAAAAGGCAGAAUCUGAAAAGAAGGCUAAGGAGGAGGCAGAAUUAAAAGCAAAGGAAGAUGCUGGGAAAAAACAAAAAGAAGAGGAAGAGAAGAAAGCAAAAGAAGAGUCUGAAAAGAAGAAAAAGGAGGCUGAACAAAGGCAGAAAGAAGAAGAACUGAAACAAAAAGCAGAAAUUGAAAAGAAAGCAAAAGAGGAGGCGGAAUUAAAAGCAAAUGAAGAAGAUGAUAAGAAACAAAAGGAAGACGCAGAUAAGAAGAAAAAGGAGACUGAACAAAAGAAGAAAGAAGAAGAAUUAAAACAAAAGAUAGUAUGUGAAAAGAAAGGUAAGGAGGAGGAAGAAUUAAAAGCAAAGGAAGAAGCUGGGAAAAAACAAAAAGAAGAGGAAGAGAAGAAAGCAAAAGAAGAGUCUGAAGAGAAGAAAAAGGAGGCUGAACAAAGGCAGAAAGAAGAAGGACUGAAACAAAAUGCAGAAAUGGAAAAGAAAGCGAAAGAGAAAAUUGAAUUUAAAGUAAAGAAAGAAGCUGAGAAAAAACAAAAAGAAGAAGAAGAGAAAAAGGCAAAGGAAGAGUUUGACAAGAAGAAAAAGGACGCUGAACAAAAGCAGAAAGAAGAAGAACUGAAACAAAAUGCGGAAAUUGAAAAGAAAGCAAAAGAGGAGGCUGAAUUAAAAGCACAGGAAGAAGCUCAUAAGAAACAAAAGGAAGACGCAGUUAUGAAGAAAAAAGAGACUGAACAAAAGAACAAAGUAGAAGAAUUAAAACAAAAGGUAGAAUCGGAAAUGAAUGGUAAAGAGGAAGCAGAAUUAAAAGCGAAGGAAGAAGUUGAGAAAAAACAAAAAGAGGAGAAAGAGAAGAAAGAAAAAGAAGAGUCUGAAAAGAAGAAAAAGGAGGCUGAACAAAAGCAGAAAGAAGAAGAACUAAAACAAAAAGUAGAAAUUGAAAAGAAAGCCAAAGAAGAGGCGAAAUUAAAAGCAAAGGAAGAAGCUGAUAAGAAACAAAAUGAAGAGGCAGAUGAGAAGAAAAAGAAGACUGAACAAAAGAAGAAAGAAGAAGAAUUAAAACAAAAGGUAGAAUCAGAAAAGAAUGCUAAAGAGGAGGCAGAAUUAAAGGCAAAGGAAGAAGUUGAGAAAAAACAAAAAGAGAAGAAAGAAAAGAAAGAAAAAGAAGAGUCUGAAAAGAAGAAAAAGGAGGCUGAACAAAAGCAGAAAGAAGAAGAACUGAAACAAGAAGCAGAAAUUGAAAAGAAAGCCAAAGAAGAGGCGAAAUUAAAAGCAAAGGAAGAAGCUGACAAGAAACAAAAUGAAGAGGCAGAUAAGAAGAAAAAGAAGACUGAACAAAAGAAGAAUGAAGAAGAAUUAAAACAAAAGGUAGAAUCAGAAAAGAAUGCUAAAGAGGAGGCAGAAUUAAAGGCAAAGGAAGAAGUUGAGAAAAAACAAAAAGAGGAGAAAGAGAAGAAAGAAAAAGAAGAGUCUGAAAAGAAGAAAAAGGAGGCUGAACAAAAACAGAAAGAAGAAGAACUGAAACAAAAAGCAGAAAUUGAAAAGAAAGCCAAAGAGGAGGCGGAAUUAAAAGCAAAGGAAGAAGCUGAUAAGAAACAAAAGGAAGACGUAGAAAAGAAGAAAAAGGAGGCUGAACAAAAGAAGAAAGAAGAAGAAGAAUUAAAACAAAAGGCAGAAUCUGAAAAGAAAGCAAAGGAGGAGGCAGAUUUAAAAGCAAAGGAAGAAGCUGACAAAAAACAAAAAGAGGAAGAAGAGAAGAAAGCAAAGGAAGAGUCUGGCAAAAAGAAAAAGGAAGUUGAACAAAAGCAGAAAGAAGAAGAACUGAAACAAAAAGAAGAAAUUGAAAAGAAAACGAAAGAGGAGGCUGAACUGAAAGCAAAGAAAGAAACUGAGAGAAAACAAAAAGAUGAAGAAGAGAAGAAAGCAAAGGAAGAGUCUGACAAAAAGAAAAAGGAGAUUGAACAAAAGCAAAAAGAAGAACUGAAACAAAAACCAGAUUUUGAAAAUAAAGCAAAAGAGGAGGCGGAAUUAAAAGCAAAGGAGGAAGCUGAUAGAAAACAAAAAGAAAAUGCAGAUAAGAAGAAAAAGAAGUCUGAACAAAGACAGAAAGAAGAAGAAGAAUUGAAACAAAAAGCGGAAUCUGAAAAAGAAGCUAAGAAUGAGACUGAUGAGAACAUAAAGGAGACUGAACGAAAACAUAAAGAAGAGGUGAAACAAAAAGAAAAAACUGAAAGGAAAAAAGAAGAGGAGGGAUUGAAAGCAAAAGAGGAAGCUGAUAAAACACAAAAAAAAGAGGCAGAAAAGAAAGGAAAAGAAGAUGCUGAUAAAAAGAAAGAGGAGAUUGGACGAAAACAAAAAACGAAGGUGAAAGAAGAAGAGGAAAACAAAAAAGAAGACGAUAAACAAAAAUCAAAAGAAAUUGAAGACAAAGUACAGAAAGAGGAAACUAAAAAGAAGAAAAAUGGCAAUAUUGAGAAAGAAAAUAAACGGUUGGAAACAGACGAAAUAAAUAAAGAAUUAAAAGUAAAAGAAGUUUGUAGAAAAAGAAUUAGUGAAGAAUCUCCUAAGAAAAAACCAGAGAGAAUAAUUGGAGAGGGUAAAUCCAUUAUAACAAAAGAUACUAUAGAACCUAUAGUUACACCAACACUAUCAAAUGGCCUCGGGCUAACCCCUUCUCACUACGAUACAACAACAAAUGGUUACAAAAUAGAAAAAUAUAAUUAUGAAAGAGAAUCACAUACAUUCACAGGUCGACAUUUUACAGACAUGAACAUGGAUCAGUUUAAACCCACAACUUACCAUGGACCAAGAUACAUGGGAGGAAAACCAAUCUUUAGUACCUCAUUACAAAAUAGAACCACAACAAUUAACUGCAGGAUGAAGAUGACAUGUAGUGUGAUUGGAGACGAUACAGACAUCAAAAUAGAGUGGUUGAAAGAUGGAAAACCUUUAGAAGGUUUGUCGAACUACGAUAUCAGUUUUAAAAACAAUCUUGCUUUGUUAGAAAUUUUGAACACAACUCUUGUUGACAGUGGUGAAUACACUUGUGUUGCGAGAAAUCAGCAUGGUGUUAACAGCACCAGUGGUUAUUUAACUGUUACCCCAACUGUUGAACUUUCACCUCUACCCCCAACAUUUACUAGAUCGAUAAGAGAGCAUUACAGAAUUGCCAACGAUGAACUAUCCUUAGAAUGCAAGAUUCGUAGUCAACCUUUGGCAAAUAUUAAAUGGUUGAAGGAUGGUAAUGAAAUUAAAGCAACUGGAAGACAUUUAAUGAAUUAUUUAGCUGAUGGUAUAGCUCGAUUGAAUAUCAUCAGUCCCACGAAGAUUGAUAGUGGUUUAUACACUUGCAGAGCUGACAAUGGAUCUUGGACAGAUCAAGUGUCUCACGAAGUCAAAUUUACUACUAAGGAAGAUUAUGUGAGACAGAAAAUGGAAAGAAAAAGUAUCACUAAGCCAUCUUCUGACAUCAGGAGACCGUACUUCACUGGAGUCUUAACUGAUAAUUUUGUGUCGUCAGGAGGAGUUUUAGCAUUGCAGGUAGAAGUCAAAGGCGGACCAGCUGACGUUUCCUGGUUCAGAGAUGCGGAAAAACUUCCCAGAACUUCAUCCAAACACAGAACGUUUGAAGAGAGUGGAGUACACACCUUGCUAAUCUCUAAUAUCGGCGACUUGGAAGUUGGUAAAUACACAUGCAGGGCUUCCAAUGCCUUCGGUAGGACGGAAACAUCUUCUUAUGUACACGUCGUGAAUCCAUCGGCGUUGAUGAGGGGAAAACCUGCCAUGUUUUUGUCCAGGCCCGAGAAAAUUUUAAGUGUUGCACCUGGAGAAGAUAUUACUGUGUCGUUUAGAGUUGGCGGUGACCCGAAACCUAAAGUUGUGUGGUCAAAAGGUCUAAGAGAUAUUACGGAAAGUCUGAGAAGUGUUAGGUUUACUUCAGAUGAUUACACUAGAUUUACUCUGAAAAGAGCAACCGUCGAUGAUAUUGGAACGUACUGUAUCUUGGCCAAAAACAUGUACGGAUGUGAUAGAGCUUUCUUCACGGUACGAUUGAGGCAUCGUGCGAGAUCUUUGACACCUACAAAAGAAUCUGCUUCUUCAAUUCUGGCAGAUAUUCCAACGUAUUUAGAAAGAUGUCAAUAUCAAGAUGUUCCUCAAACAAUUCCCGGCGAACCAGUGAUAAUAGACAGUGGCAGAAAUUGGGUAACCCUAUCGUGGAGCAAACCCGACCAUCAAUCAUCUCCAGUGAUCGCAUACAGAGUAGAAGCUUGGCACAAGGGUGGUGAUGGAGGAGCAAGAUGGAUUGAACUUGGAAUUACACCAAGAACAACUUUCGACGCGUUUAAUCUGAAACCAGAUGCAGAGUACAAAUUCCGAGUGACACCUAGAAACAGAUACGGAUGGGGUGAAAGUACUGCAAGCAGUACUUUUGUAAUUGGCAAAUCUAUAGAGUUACCGGAGUUUGUUAAGAUACUUCCAGGGCAAUUAAAAGCUCUUAUUGGAUCAGAUGUGACCAUGGAAUGUGAAGUUAAGGGUGAUCCGUUACCGGAUAUACGUUGGUUUAAGGACUCGCAAGAGUUAUUUGCGGAAGAUAAUAGUCGCUACAUCAUUACAAAGACAAACAGAUUGUGUUCAUUGUCCAUUUCUAAUUUGCAAGAAGUGGAUGCCGGAAGAUACAUUUGCGAAGCCACUAAUAAACUUGGACGUGUUUCCACUUUUGCCAGAUUAUCUGUUAUUCGAGAUGCCAAAAUUUUAACUGCCGAUAAAUUAUUAAAACGAAGUAUAAAAGACUUUGAUAGUGUUACGGAACUGCCACCACAAUUCACAAUGAGACUGAGGGACAGGAGAGUUCAAAUUAGUUAUCCUGUUAGAUUGACCUGCCAAGUUGCAGGAUGCCCUGAACCCACAACUAAGUGGUACAAGGAUGGACAGGAAAUAAUUAGUGAUUCACGACAUAUUUUUUCAUCCGACGACCACUUUCAUACCUUAGAAAUCAGCAAGACUCACUAUGAGGACUCGGGAAUAUACAGUAUUACGGCUCAAAAUCCUUUCGGAUCCGUUUCAUGCAGGUGUAAUUUAGUAGUAGACAAAGGAAUAAAAGGAUACAUAUCCCCAGAAUUUAGCAAUCAUUUAGAACCGUCCUAUAACGAACUACACGAAGGGGAAGAACUACGACUUUCAGCCAGAAUCGAAGCUUAUCCGGCAGUUGGUCUGAUGUGGUACAGGGAUGGAAUAAGGUUGAGACCUUCGAGGAGAUCCGUCAUGACCCUUUCCUAUAACGGCUGUUUAGAACUGGCUUUGGCAAAUGUCACAGCAAGAGAUGCUGGUGUUUAUACAGUUGUGGCAUCGAAUGAUGUUGGCCGAGCUGAAAGCUCCGCUAGAGUUGAUGUAAUUGAAGGUAAGAAGACUUCCACCCUUGAAUCGGAAGCUGUAGAGGAACCUACAUCUGGACACCCAACUAUUAUCGAACCCAAACGGGAGAUUCCAUAUUCGAAACAGCCCAAGUUUUUGAAAAAGCCUCUUUCAUCAGAAGCUUACGAAGGUGACAACGUGGUGAUCUUGUGCGAAGUCAUCGGGGAUCCGAAACCUGACGUGAUGUGGCUAAGAGACUUCCUCAAGCCUGAUUACUAUCGAGAUGCCGCUCAUUUCCAUCUGGUCGGUUCCGGUCCGGAGUAUCGUUUAGAGAUACCGAACGCGAAGUUAGACUUUACCGGAACCUACACGAUCUACGCGAAGAACUGUCAUGGAGACGCCAAAGCGAUCAUAUCUCUGCAGAUUAAAGUGAAAGAUCCUUUGAAACCGCCGGUUAUGGAGAACAUAAAAAUUGGCAAUGUGCAAACGGUGCCGCAAAUAGUGACAGAACUGAGGGACAUUCGCUGUUGCGAUGGUGAUUCGGCCAGUUUAGAAUGUAAAGUUCAGUCAACACCUCCAGCCAACAUAAGAUGGGAGAAGAAAGGAAAGCUGAUCCAUUUAGGUGGUGACUUCAAUGCCGACUUUGAUGGCGAAACGGCCCGUUUAUCGAUCGAUCAAGUUUACCCUGAGGACGAAGGAGAAUACGCAUGUGUCGCGUACAACGAACUCGGAAAGGCGAUCACAUCCGCAUGUCUAAUCGUCGAUUUACCAGAAGAGAAGGAGAACUUGCUUACGCAGCAACUGUGCCGUCCAGCUGGUCUCUCGGCGGGAACCACCCCGGUAACAUCCCCACGCAUCACCCCAAAUCGCAGCGUCUCACCUCGAGUGCGACCGCUGGAAGUCACCGAAAGACUGAGAAGAAUCCGAGCUUCGGCCCCCAAAUUUUACGCAGUGCCCCGCAAUCGCGUGGCCCACGAAGGUGAAACUGUACGCUUCCAAUGUUCUAUCGCCGGCCACCCUGAACCAUGGGCGACUUGGCAUAAGGACGGUAAACCGGUCGUUCCCUCCGGAAGGGUGAGGAUGACCGAACUGGAGGAUUUGCGCAUUUUGGAGAUAAGGGAGGUGACGAAUGGAGACUCGGGCUUGUACAAGGUGGCAUUGGAGAACGACGUCGGAAGGAUCGAGGCUUCCGCCCGAUUGGAUGUGGUAGCUCACAGAGUUGCGUCCAGUGAUGGACUGAGGGCUCGCAGUUUGUCACCUAGAACUGCUCCAACUUACACGAAGAGCGUUCUUGGAGCUUCAGCGAAAUUGGGGACCAGAACUAGGUUGUAUUGUGACAUCAAAGCGACACCUGCACCUUUUCUGAGAUGGUACAAAGACGGAGUUCCAUUGGAAGAUUCGUUAAAGUACUCGACAGAAUACGACGGAGAAAUUGCAUCCAUAGAAAUAGACGACGUACAACGAGAGGAUGAAGGACUGUAUACUUGUGUGGCAACCAACGUCAACGGAUCGGCUGAAACUUCAGUGCAUUUAGAAGUGAUUAGUGAUGAAAAGCAGGCUCCGGAAAUCAUCGAACCUUUGUCCAAAGAUGUACAGUCGGUAGAAGGCAGUGCGGUCAAGUUAGAACUAAAAGUUCGCGGUAGUCAACCUUUGGACGUAAUUUGGUUUAAGGAUGGAUGUGUGUUGCCAGACUGUAAGGAUUUUGUUCAAAAUUAUUGUGAUGGUUUGAUCACUUUGUGGUUGCCUGAAGUUUAUGGCAGGCAUUCCGGGAAUUACAGGUGUGAAGUUUAUAAUCUAUAUGGAGAAGCUUAUUCCAAAACUACAUUAGAAGUUUUAGGUUGUCGUGAAGACUUUCAUCAACUAAAAUUCACAAAAUAUCCUUCUCCAGUUAUAGCGAGAGAAGGUUCCAAUGCUUCAUUUUGUGUGCGAAUUAACAACAAAUCUAAUUGCGAUCACGUGAUUGAUUGGUUUGUGGCUGGACGCAAAGUCGAGCUUCCUUCUGAACGAUUUGUGGUGGAAGAGGAGGGCGACGCGUGCAUUCUGCACGUUAUCGGCGCGACCCAUCUGGACGGCGGACGAGUGUGGUGCACGGCAUCGCCGGCAACGAGCGGCUGCUGCGAGCCGAUGAUCAGUUGCUCGACGGAGCUUUCGAUCGUAGGUGCGUUGUUGGACGUGGACCGAGUGCAGGGUGACGGUGACGGUGACGGUGACGGUGACGCCUCCUCCAUGGAGGUAAUCAGUGAGGGUGGCGAUGUGUACGUGGGACGGCGCGACGAGCCCGCACAGGUGAUCAGGGGGCCGCAGGACACAACGGCGCUGGCCGGCGACCGGGUGCUGCUCAAGGCCACGUACACGGGCCGUCCGGAACCGGCGGUCCGCUGGACCAGGGCGGGCAAAGAACUGAGAAACGACGAGAGAACAAGCAUUACCUCUGGAGAUGGUGUCUCAUGCCUCCUCCUCCAAAACAUAACAACAGACGACAGUGGAAAGUACGACGUCAGUGUUGAAAACGAGUACGGGGCAGAUUGCAGUUUUGCUUCAGUCUCAGUUGAGGGUCCUCCGGAUCCUCCGAGUGGCAAACCGUGCAUAACACCGAACGUGGACACGGUGAACGUGGCCUGGAGCAGUUCACCCUACGACGGUGGUAAAAUAGUCACCGGUUACGCCGUCGAGUAUUCACUCGUGGGCAGUGACAUCUGGACAACGGCCAUUGAGAAUUGCCAUUGUCUCAGCUACGUGGUCAAAGGACUACAACCCGGUGGACGCUACGUUUUCCGGGUGCGAGCCCUCAACGUUCACGGCUACAGCAAAUACAGUCAAGAGUCGGACAUUAUACAGAUGGAGGAGCAAAAUGAAUCGUCGUCGUUCGAGCCAAGAAUGGUAAUGGUAGAACCUGGUCCGGAGUUCAAGGCUCGUUACGAAGUUUUGGAAGAGUUGGGCAAAGGAAGGUUUGGAGUCGUGCACAAAGUUAUUGACAAACAUACGAAUCAAAAGUUGGCGGCCAAAUUUAUAAAAUGCCGGACGUCCAAAGACAGAGACAAAGUACAAGACGAAAUCGAUAUUAUGAAUCUCCUCAGGCACCAGAAACUCCUUCAGCUUGCCGCAGCCUUUGAAAAUCCCCGCGACAUGAUCAUGGUCAUGGAAUACAUUUCCGGAGGAGAACUGUUCGAAAGAGUUGUAGCAGACGACUUCACAUUAACUGAAAAAGAUUGUAUUCUAUUCAUGCGACAAAUAUGCGAAGGCGUGGCAUACAUGCAUACCCAAAACGUGGUCCAUUUGGAUCUGAAACCGGAAAACAUCAUGUGCCACACCAGGACUUCGCACGAGAUCAAAAUUAUUGACUUCGGACUUGCACAAAAAAUCAAUCCGGACGCACCUAUCAGAGUUUUGUUUGGCACCCCCGAGUUCAUACCACCUGAAAUCAUCAACUACGAACCUAUUGGAGUUGAAUCCGACAUGUGGUCGCUUGGUGUCAUCUGUUACGUUCUGUUGUCUGGCCUUUCGCCGUUCAUGGGAGACACGGAUUCCGAGACGUUCGCCAACAUCACAAGGGCAGACUAUGACUUUGAAGACGAAGCGUUCAAUACGGUUUCUCAAAACGCCAGAGACUUCAUUGCAGCUUUACUAGUCAAACGCAAGGAAGACAGACUUUCAGCGGAGCAAUGCCUGAAACACGAAUGGUUGGACCCGGAGAGUCACCAAGAAACAGUGAUCCUCUCCACAGAUAAGCUGAAGAAGUUCAUUAUUCGCCGUAAAUGGCAGAAAACAGGCAAUGCUAUACGUGCCCUUGGUAGAAUGGCAACGCUUUCAGCAAGCCGCAGAAAUUCAGCCAAUUCCACACCAAACACACCCAGGCCCUCGAUAUCAGGUAAUUCGAUGCAGAAAAUGUCUAGUCUUGAAGAGGAGAUAGAUCUUAACGGUUACACACCCGAAGUGCCCAAACCAAAGGAGCUUGAAUCUAAACUUUUGAGCACAAUUUUGGACGAUGUACCAAAACAAAAGGAACAAGAAUCUUCAGAUGAGCCAGAUCGUGUUGUUGACGAACCUGUUUCGGUCGAACUGGAGGAAAAACCGUUAGAGACUAACGGUAUAACUCCUAAAGUGAUAAAAGAGAUUCGAGAAGAAGUGGAGGGCAACAAAAUGAGAACUAGAGCAUGUAGCGAAAGAAGUGACAGCGGCAUUAGUGACUGUUCAUCACAUAUCACUUCCAGUAGUUGUACUUCAACACCCCUCCUGGCUAAGAAAUUUAAAAUCAAUGAGGAAUCGGAAUUGGAAGAUUCGAAACGAUUCGUCAGUAGCACUACGCUUAUUUUGAAUAACGGAGAAAGAAAAUUGUCCAGUGAAAAGGUGACAUUCACUCCCAUGCAUAAAAUAGAAGAGACAAAAACAACAGAAGUCACACACACUAACAGGCCAGCUAAUCUCAAUUUGAAGCUUUCAAAUAAAAUUCAGAGCUUCAAUAACAAUGUACCUGCGAAACCCAAGACGUAUAGCACGUCAGACAGCUUGAAAAGACUGCAAAUUUAUUCAUCGAGAAGUGUUGCAAAUGCAAUUAAAAAAUUUGACAACCUGGAUUCAUCCCCUGAUUCAUCAAAUCCAUCUCCUGUUCAUCUUAGUCCCGUAGAAACAGUUUCCAAAAAGGAAGCUAGACCGAAAUCACGUUCCCCUAGUAGAUUAAAGACACCUCCUAGCAAUAAUCAAAAUGUUAAACCUACGAGUGAAUUAACUAGUACUAGAAGAAGUUCCCCAAAUGAAAAUUCUCCCAGACAGAAGAACAACACUUCGUCGAAACCGCCAAAAUCUGACAACCCAACAAACGGAUCACCACCAACAGUGAGAUACAGAUGUCCAUCGCCGUCUUUGUUAAGAAAAACUCAGGCUGUAAUUGCAAAGGAACAAUGCAAUGAAUAUUAUUUGGCCAAGAACGGUUUACUAAGCCCUAAUUCGACCAAUCAAAGAUUUACUUGUCCCAAAUCACCAGUUUUAAAUAAAAGAGAAAAACCAAAAAGUGAGAGUUUUCAAAAAGCCACAGCUUUCUGGAAUUCACCCAAAACAUAAAUUUAUUUUUAUUAAUGAAAAACAACUGCUAGCUUUAGUAGUAUUCUAUAAAUACUGUAUAUAAUAUUAACAUAUACCAAAAUAGUGUUUUUGAAAAGAUAUAUAUUUUCUUAGUAUUUUAGCUGACCGUUAUAUUUUGUGUUAUACGAAAGAAUUGUUGUACCCUCCAAUUAAUCUGUAAUUGAUAAGAAGCAAAUAAAUAUUAUUUAUUGUUA
Molecule: messenger RNA, 36003 nt
Organism: Aethina tumida (small hive beetle)
Lineage: Eukaryota; Metazoa; Arthropoda; Insecta; Coleoptera; Nitidulidae
Exons: 33
Coding region: 416-35788 (11790 amino acids)
Biological process (GO): protein phosphorylation
Molecular function (GO): protein binding; protein kinase activity; ATP binding
Source: RefSeq, a predicted model, not a curated record